CUUCCGCCGCAGUCAAGGACAUUGGCGUAGCUGCAGCUGGUGAUCAGCACGUGUAUUUCCAGAACUUUUGUACCUUUUGAAGUUUCAGUACUUAAACAUUUGCAAGAUGGACAGCUUUGGCUCUGAUUUUUCAGCUGGAGGAUCGGGGGGCAAAAUCGACACUGGGACUAUUAUGGAGCAGGUCAAGGUCCAGUUAGCUGUGGCUAAUGCUCAGGAGCUACUGCAGAGAAUGACAGACAAAUGUUUUAAGAAGUGCAUUGGCAAACCAGGGAGCAGCUUGGACAAUUCUGAACAGAAAUGUAUUGCUAUGUGUAUGGACCGGUAUAUGGAUGCUUGGAAUACUGUAUCUCGAACAUACAGCUCUAGGCUACAGAGGGAAAGAGCCCGCAUGUAAAAACCCUCCCUGUUCUUGGAUACAAGGGAUGCUGAAGGCCACACAGCAGCAUGGGGAUGUGUUUCUGCAAUAAGGACACUGCUCCGCACACGCAGACUCCGGGCAUAAGUGCUGUCUUCGUGGACCACUCCAUGAUGCUCUGAGAAACUUUAGUUUGAUUUUAUAUAAAAUAUUAGUUUCAAGCACUCAGUAAGUGAAGACACGCUGAAAUGAGCACACUUCAUUUUAAGAUAAGCUUUAUUCAAUUCCCAGUUGAAUUAUGUUGGAACAAAAUGUAAUGAACAGUUGGGACAGAGGACAGAGCCUUUCUUUGCUGUGCUCUUAUAAUGCAUCACUUGUGCAUAAAUUGUUUAUGGAACGUUUGUGCAAAUACCACAGUUUCAGUCCAGUAGAUUUGCUUAAUUUGCAGUGUUUCUCAUUUGUGCCAAAAUUUUUGGAGCUUAAAGGAGUGUAGUGAAAUUUGUCAGGCAUGCUUCUACUGAGACAUCAGAAAAGACAUCUGAAAAGUGAGACCUACAACCCCCAAACCAGUUCCUGUCCCUCUCAAAAGCAUACUUGGAGAACAAUACAGUUUUGUGUCCUGCCAUCACAUUGGUGGGCUUGUAUCCAUGGAGUCUUCCUUGAAUAUUGUAUGUUAUUGAUAAGAUAUGAAUGGGCCUUUAUAUUAUGUGUAAUUGUGGGCCAACGGCUCUGUACUUGCAUUGUUUCCACAGGAGUGGAACCUAAACCUCUAAAAUAUUGACAUGGGAGUAAAAGUGAUUUUUUUUUUUAACUCUUUGUAAUAAUAAUCCACUGCCUGUACAAAACGUGAAGAUGAUAAGAGUCUGGUAAAUAAAUAAUUGAAAUAAAUACACAUGUACAAAGAAA
Molecule: messenger RNA, 1261 nt
Organism: Boleophthalmus pectinirostris (great blue-spotted mudskipper)
Lineage: Eukaryota; Metazoa; Chordata; Actinopteri; Gobiiformes; Gobiidae
Gene: timm13
Product: translocase of inner mitochondrial membrane 13 homolog (yeast)
Exons: 3
Coding region: 107-394 (95 amino acids)
Source: RefSeq, a predicted model, not a curated record